AGCAGCAUCAGCAUCACCGGAAUGAGUAACAGUGCGCAACUUGGAGAAACAACUACACUGUCCGGAGGAGCGCGCGCGCCUGUGUGUGUAUGUGUGUGUGUGUAUGUGUGUCCGCUUACUGAGUGCCUCACGAGCCUGGUUGUGAUGGUGUGCUGAAGCUAUACAUGAGGACUUAAAGGGGCCAAAAAAAAAAAAAAAACUGCACGAACUCUCUGUGGAUCUGCCGAAAGAAAGGAAGCCAUGGAUUAUAUAAAAAACCACAAUACUUGCCUCUCCAUCGUCAUCUUGAUGAUUAGCAGUGCCUGCCACGCUCUUUUGGACAGAUUUCUGGAGGAGACCUUCUCAGAUCAGCCAUUUCCACAUCAUUUGGGCUCAGAAGAUGACAGCCAAUUUACCUCCUGUGAUUUUGAGUCUCUGUGCCUCUGGAGUUCAUCAAAUCACAGCGACCAAAGUGACUGGUCGGUGGUGUCGCCACAGCAACCAGCAAGCGCGCAGGCUGGGAUGAUGCCUGUGACUGACCAUUCAGUGGGAAGCUCUGAUGGACACUUCCUUCUCCUAAGCUCCUCCCCUGCUGCAGAGGCCUCUGGGAAGUGCGAGUACCACUUAACCAGCCCAGUCUUGCCAGGAAGCGUCAGGUACUGCAUCUUGCAAGUGGCUCUGUAUGAGGCCGGUCCAGCAGUGGGGAACCUCACGCUCCUGAUCAAACCAGUUCACUCAGGUUCAGCUGUUCACUCUGUGGUUCUCAACCACAAGAGACCUGACGACCGCAGGGCUGAGUGGGAGGUUCUGGAGACUGUGAUUGGUCAGAUGGACGAGCCCUUUCAGGUGGCCCUGCUCUACACUUCCUGUAUGGGGGAAAAGGGAGCCACCGUAGCUCUGGACUCUCUGGAGCUCAUAGACUGUGAAUCAGAACACCAGGUCAUCGAGCUGGAUGGAGGAUGUGGGGAAUCUUUCCACUGUGAAAACUCAGGAGGCUGCAUCGACCAGAGCCAAGUGUGCAACUUCCACACUGACUGUUCAUUAGGAGAGGAUGAGGGCUUCAUCUGUGAUGCUCUUCCAUUUGGCUCGUACUGUUCGUUUGAACGGGAUGCGUGCGGUUGGUCCGUGUCCAACCAGCACUCAGCCUGGAGAAGGGUCGCUGGAGAUGAGCUUCUGGAGAAAGAAGACAUGCAGGGAGUCACUCUGCAGAGUACACCAGGGCACUUCCUGUUUUUGCAGGUAAGAGAGAGUAAUUCCCUUCGAGAGGCGUCCAUUCAGAGCUCCUUUUUCCCUUCCCCAGUCUCUACUACUGCCUGCCAGAUGCGUUUCUCUCUGUACCUGUAUGGGGACUUUAAUGGUUCUUUGCUGGUGGCUAUAGAGGAGAAUGGGACCACCAACGCACCACUGGUCUGGGAGAGAAAUGGUCAGUGGACAGAUGACUGGGAAGAUGUUGCCCUGCAGCUGACUGGCCUUCAUCAUGGGUUCCACGUUAAGGUGACAGCUGUGUGGGGACAAGGCUCCAAUGCUGACGUCGCUCUCGAUGACAUUGCAAUUGGAGCAGCCUGCUUCAACACAGAUCUCAACUCUCUCCUGCCCAUGACAGACUUGGAAGAUUUCCUAAGCCCCCUUCCAGAGCCUUCGGCCUCAGAGGUGUCUUUGAUGACGUGGUGGUUUACCUCAUGCGGUGCCAGUGGUCCCUACGGCCCGACCCAAGCCCAGUGUGACAGUGCCUACAGGAACAAAAAUGUCAGUGUUAUUGUGGGGAAGGAAGGCCCCUUGAAAGGAGUCCAAAUGUGGAGAGUACCUGCUACUAACAGAUACAUGAUCUCUGCCUACGGGGCUGCUGGAGGCAAAGGAGCCAAAAACCACAAUAAACGUAACCACGGGGUCUUCAUAUCUGCCAUUUUUCCUCUGGAGAAAGAAGAUGUACUUUACAUUUUGGUGGGCCACCAGGGAGAAGACGCAUGUCCGGGGAGAAAUCCCCUCACCCAGAAGAUCUGCCUGGGAGAGUCGUCAGUGAUUGAAGACAACUUCAGGGGAGAGGCCGGCUCAGAGUGGGCUGGGGGAGGAGGCGGAGGAGGUGGAGCCACCUACAUCUUUAAGAUGGAGGGAGGUGAGCUGAUUCCCUUGCUGAUUGCGGCAGGUGGAGGAGGAAAUGCCUACCUGGAGGACCCAGAGUCCAGUCUGGACCAGAUACCACUGGAGCAGUAUGAAAACAGCACCGUAGCCCCCAGUACCAAAGGUCAAACUGGUGCUGCAGGUGGAGGUGGAGGUUGGAAAGACAGUCCCAGUCCCCACCUGAGGGCGGGAAAGUCUCUGGUGGAGGGAGCUGAGGGGGGGUCCUCAUGUCCCCUGGCCUUGUCCAAGCUCAGCUGGUCCACCUUUGGGGGUUUUGGAGGUGGAGGUGGGGCCUGCACAGCCGGAGGCGGCGGAGGAGGUUACAGAGGAGGUGAUGCUGCGCUGACGGAUGAGAUCACAGCUGACGGUCAGAAUGGAGUCUCAUUCAUUCAUCCAAUGGGAGAGAUUUUCCUUCUGCCUCUGGCAGCCAUGGAGAGUCACGGCGAGUGUGAGAUCAAGGUGCAGCUGAACUGCAGCCACUGUCAAUCGCAAAGCUGUAAACGAGAUGAGGAUACUCACCUUAUCCUCUGUCUGUGCGAUGACGACAAAGUUCUGGCCAGUGACAACGUCACAUGUAUCGGCACUGUAGCAGCUCCUCACGGCCUGGCUCCACAGGGCCAGAUGUCGACAUCUUUGAUCCUGGCAGUUGUGGUCUCCACCAUCGCGAGCGGCAUUGCCCUGAUCUGUGCCGGCAUCAUCCUCAUGUGGUACCGCAGAAAAAACGACCUGCAUGCAGUGAGGGGGCGUCUGCAGAGUCCAGAGUACAAGCUGAGCAAGAUCCGCUCCUCCACCAUCAUGACGGACUACAACCCCAACUACUGCUUUGCAGGGAAGGCCGCGUCACUCAAUGAACUGAAGGAAGUACCGCGCAAGAAUAUAACACUUCUCAGGGCUCUCGGCCAUGGUGCAUUUGGUGAAGUCUAUGAAGGACAAGUUCUGGGGAUGAGCGGUGAUAACAGUCCCAUGCAGGUGGCCAUAAAGACUCUCCCAGAAAUCUGCUCCGAACAGGAUGAAAUGGAUUUCCUGAUGGAGGCGCUGAUUAUGAGCAAGUUCAGCCAUGAGAACAUUGUGCGCUGCAUCGGCGUCAGUCUGAACAUCCUGCCGCGUUUCAUCCUGCUGGAGCUGAUGACCGGGGGAGACAUGAAGAGCUUCCUGAGACAGAACAGGCCACGAGCUGGCCAGACCUCUUCUCUCACCAUGCGGGAGCUGCUGCGGAUGGCCAGAGAUAUCGCCUUUGGCUGUCGCUACCUGGAGGAGAACCACUUCAUACACAGAGACAUUGCAGCUAGAAACUGCCUCCUCACCUGCCCUGGACCAGACAGGGUGGCCAAAAUUGGAGACUUUGGCAUGGCUCGAGAUAUAUACAGAGCCAGCUAUUACAGGAAAGGUGGUCGUGCCAUGCUGCCAGUCAAAUGGAUGCCACCGGAGGCAUUCAUGGAGGGAAUCUUCACCUGCAAGACUGAUACAUGGUCAUUUGGAGUGCUGCUGUGGGAGAUCUUCUCUCUGGGUUACAUGCCGUAUCCUUGUAAAACCAACCAAGAGGUGCUGGAGUUUGUCACCACUGGAGGCAGGAUGGAUCCUCCCAAGAGCUGUCCAGGGCCCGUCUAUCGGAUCAUGACCCAGUGUUGGCAGCACUGUCCUGAGCAUCGGCCCAACUUCUCUACUAUCCUGGAGAGAAUUAACUACUGCUCUCAGGAUCCAGAUGUGAUCAACACACCUCUGCCAGUGGAAUAUGGCCCCACCGCAGAGGACGAUGGUGGAAGAGUAAUCCGUCCCUCUGACCACACCUCCACCAGCCUCACUCCCCUCCUGGUGUCCCAUACUGUUUCCCAGGAUUCCUCCUCCCAGCUGGGUCUCUCCUCUCUGGGCCUGAGUCCAACCCCUCUUCCCCCACAGCCAACCAAACCUCGUCUACUCCUCCAGAGAACCCAACCCGUCCACCAUGAAGUGAUGUCAUGCCGUGAAGCUCUGGAGCCAUCCUGGGCUGAGCCUGUUCCUGCCCCUGGUUUGUCCUCUGCAGGCGUGUGCACGGGAGGCCACUGGCUCCACCCUGAGCCUCCUCAUCACCGACCUUGCUCCAGAAACAGCUCCUCUUCAGGGAGCCAGAGGCUGAAGAACAAGACAAAGAACCUGUGGAACCCCACAUACGGCUCCUGGGUUUUGGAAAACUUCCGGGGGAAGAAAACACUCGCUCACACUCAGUCCAUGCCACUCUCAAGCUCCUCUUCCUCCACUUCUAACAUGCAGGUUCCUCAGACCUGCAACCCAACCUUAGAGAGCAGCGAGGCUGGCUGCGACAGCACCAACAGCACCCACGUCAGCCCUUCCAGCCUCUGCACCUCUUCAACUUCAUCCCCUUCCUGCCAGGCUCAAGCUGCCCUGAGCACAUCCUCCCAUAAAACCCCAACAGGUAGCAGCACAAAAGCUGGCAUGGACCUAGCUAAGCUCCAGAGUUUUCCCUGUGGCAAUGUCAACUAUGCCUACGAUGAGCAAAGCUACGAGGCAGAGAGCUUGCCCUUAGUUAUGCCCAAAGCCCAAGAAGCCAUCACAAACACCAGCUCUGCCCCGAGUGUCUCCUCAGGGACUAGCCUAGGACUGGCGUUAGGCCUCCAUACCUCCUCAUCUUGUAUGCCCAAGCUGCUGCUGAAGCGCCACGCCAGCUACGGACACGAGGACGUCAGGAGACACACCAAACCUGAGAAACCCACACGCGACCGAGACUCUGGCUUUUCUCUGUCUGAAGACCUCAGUGUUACCCCUAUCUAAGAAACGGCUAACUGUAACAGGGAUUUUAAAUGAUAUUAAAAUUAAAUGUCACCUGGAACCCCUUUUCACACAACCUGAGACUAGAUUCCUGGAUUUCUGAAAGAAAAAGCAUGACCGCGAGGGCUCUGCCACGGUCUGAGAGCCACAACAUCAAAUUAUUAGAGCUCCUGGAAUGCUGGAAAACACAGUCACACGUUCACAAACACCCCUCUGCACUGUGAUACAGAGAGCCAACGCUGGACUCAGAGCCCUUUGCUGGGCUUCUGGUACUCUGGUCGCUGAACACUGAAGCUGAAACACUGCGGCACGCAGCCCAGCGCUUUCUCAAUGUCCACAUUGCCAGUGAUGGCUGCCAUAAAUAACUGCUGUAGUUGGACUCCUUUUUCUACCUAUAUGUUUUUGUUUAUUCAUGAACGCUUUGGCAGUAGUAUAUGUUGCAUCACAGUAAACAAUUUGUUGGAAUUUGUUGUAUUCAGUGUAGUAUGACCAUAACAAGCCAAAAAAUAUUGAGCCAUUGGGAAGAGAAUCUCCAAGAUUGGGUUUCUUUUUAGAAUUUUUUAUUUCAAACCUUUAAAAUUCUGAAAGUCUGUAGAGUUACUAAAACUAUUUCAUUUUAUGCAUUCUUUAGGAAGUGGUACACUUCCAUGAUUCUGAUUUGCUUUCACCCUAAAUAAUGUGAAAACACAUACGCCUAAUAUACUGCAAUAACAAGUAUUACUAUUUUCUGAAAAUGUCUCUGACGUUUUCUCUGUUUUUCUAAAUAGCUCUUGAGCUUGAGGGUUCAUUCUCAACCUUGGAAACAGCCGUUUGGCAAACAAACUCUCAAAACAAGGUCUACUUACUCAGUGCUUCUAAAGCCUCCCCAACAGAUGGAGUUUGCUCAGUUGUCAUGGAGAUGGUUUAGUCGUUAAGUAUGGCAUUUCGGCCACAUGAAUGUGUAAAUGAGGAGAUCAUAAACCCUGCUUUUGUUCGAGGAUGAUCUUAGGUCUUAGGUGUCAAAUGUGAAUCCAACCGUCCACUGACUGCAGGUUAAUGACUCUGACCUCCUCCCAGUUGAUCUGAAAUCUCACACUGAAGACAAUACUCCAGAAAGCCUUUGCUUCUAGCCAAGAAAUAGUCCCACACAAACCCACUUACACCCCCUUUACACUUCUGUUUUUGUAUGGAUUAAAACAAACAAGAUAUGGCACGUUACUAGUGUAGAGGUGCUAGCAGGCAGAUAAUUUUACCUUUGGAUGGAGUCAGGCUAGCUGUUUCCCCUUGUUUCCAGUCUUUAUGCUAAGCUAAGCUAACCAGCUGCUGACCAUAGCUUUAAAUUAACUGUACAGACACGAGAGUGGUAUUGAGCUUCUCAUCAAACUCUCUGCAAAGUAUUUGCCAAAAUGUCAAAAUGUCACUGAAGGCGUUAAAUUGGUUUGCGCUGUACUGUAAGUAAGUGGAGCUCGUGCUGAGAAAGAUCUUGAUUUGGCUUUUGUAUAUUAUAUUUUUGACUAUUCCUGACUCUCUUUCCCCCAUGUCCCAAUAUUUACUUGGACUUAUAGACGUAUAUGCGUAUAUAGAAUUUGAUGAUGACCAUGUAGCUGUGAAAAUAUUUGCUAUUUUUGUACUGACUUCUGUACACUGGACUAACCCAUUGCAUUUGUAGCUGUUUUAUAAUUUAUUUGUAUUCAUUUAUGUUAAUGAUGGAUCUGUAUUUGUAGUUGAUCACUGCCAUUAGAUACCUCUACUGCAUCUACUGAUGUAGUGCUGGUAGUACCUAUGUUUACUCAGCAGGGGGAGGUAUUCAGCUUUGACAUACCAAACAUGCUGCUGCAGGUAUCUCAGUUCCUACAGUUAAUCAAGGCUUUAAUUGUGAAAAAUCUCUAUUGGUAUUUAUGUUUUCAGGUUAUUCUUAUUUAAUCAGUUUGGUAGUUGUAUUCGAUAUGUGUCUUUAUUUGGAGCCUGAAUAUGUUGAUUGUUUAUUUUUUAAUAUGUUGAAUGAACGGUUACAUUCAUGUGAGAGUUCUAUAGGCUUACUGUGUGUUUUUAUGCUCAGGCCUGCUGAUAUUAGUGUUUAUCUUUGUUCACUUGAAAAUAACAUGUUUUAGAAAAGACAAAAGGCUCACGUAGUUUUCUGAAGACUCCUUUUAGCAAGAGAUGUGUGCCAUUUAGAAAUAUUGAUUACUGUGGAAAGUCUUUCACAGAAAAAAAAAAUCAUCCUCGUCUUGCUCACAAUGUUUAGUUUUUAUGGCCUGGUGCAUUUUAUUACACACUCUCUGAAAAAGUUAUUUUUUUCUGUAUUCUUUAUGUAGCUGGGGGUGCCUCAACCAAAAAUGCAUUCUAUGCAAUAUACUGUAUUUCACUUUCAUCUAACCUAACUGUGCCCCAAAUAAAUCAACAUAUAUUGAU
This is a messenger RNA of Dicentrarchus labrax (European seabass), 7251 nucleotides long. RefSeq names its product leukocyte receptor tyrosine kinase (gene ltk). Gene Ontology annotation, cellular component: membrane; signaling receptor complex. The coding region runs from base 241 to 4863 and encodes 1540 amino acids. Gene Ontology annotation, molecular function: ATP binding; protein binding; transmembrane receptor protein tyrosine kinase activity. The transcript is spliced from 29 exons. The record is from RefSeq and is a predicted model, not a curated record. Lineage: Eukaryota; Metazoa; Chordata; Actinopteri; Moronidae. Gene Ontology annotation, biological process: cell surface receptor protein tyrosine kinase signaling pathway; regulation of cell population proliferation; multicellular organism development.